UAGUCGCAGCGUUAAUUAUUAUUUUCUAAUCAAACGACGGAGCGCUGUGUACGUUUGGGCUGGGCGCACGCACAAUCAUAACAGAGAGUACGAAGUAAUAUAAGAAUAGUGCAUUCACUAAGUAAAACAAAACAAAUCACACUACAUUUUGUUCACGUUGACGACGCCUGAGCCGCGGGGUUGGCCAAACAAAUUGUCCCGCUGGCUGCACCAAUAAAAGUGUAGAUUAACUGUGAACAAUUUCAGUGAAACAUUUUUAAAUAAUUCAGUAUAAAUGUGUUUUUAAAGCGUGGCUUGGUGAUUCUCAAUAGUACAAACGCCAAAAUGAGGCAACCAACUCUAAAACAGGCAACAAUUUCAAUUGGUUGCUGCUUUUUGCUGCUGUGCAGCAACAGCGUGGGAAUCGCAUUCGCAGAUUCCUUCUCCGAUUAUUUCUCCGACUAUGAGUGCAAUCAGCCACUGCUGGAGCGUGCGGUUCUAACAGCAACAUCAUCUCUAACUGAACGUGGCCCAGAAAAGGCACGUUUAAACGGUAACGCUGCUUGGACACCCGUCGAGAAUACCUAUAAUCACUUUCUAACAUUCGAUCUGGGCGGGGCACACAUGGUCCGCAAGAUCGCGACCAUGGGACGCAUGCACACAGAUGAGUUUGUCACGGAAUAUAUUGUUCAAUAUUCGGAUGAUGGUGAAUACUGGCGCUCGUAUGUGAAUCCCACGAGCGAGCCGCAGAUGUUCAAGGGCAACACGGAUGGCAACUCCAUACACUACAAUGUCUUCGAGGUGCCCAUCAUAGCACAGUGGGUGCGCAUCAAUCCCACACGCUGGCAUGAUCGCAUCUCAAUGCGUGUCGAGCUCUAUGGCUGUGAAUACAUCUCUGAGAACCUUUACUUCAAUGGCACUGGACUGGUGCGCUAUGAUCUGCGCCGUGACCCCAUCGCCUCGUCACAGGAGUCCAUACGCUUCCGCUUCAAGACGGCCUAUGCGAAUGGUGUCAUGAUGUACUCGCGUGGCACUCAGGGCGAUUAUUAUGCGCUGCAGCUGAAGGACAAUAAGAUGGUGCUGAAUCUUGAUCUGGGCUCAGGCAUCAUGACCUCCCUCUCUGUGGGCAGUCUGCUAGACGACAAUGUGUGGCACGAUGUUGUCAUUUCUCGCAAUCGACGGGACAUCAUCUUCUCGGUGGAUCGUGUCAUCGUGCGUGGUCGCAUUCAAGGCGAGUUCAGCCGCCUCAAUCUUAAUCGAGAGUUGUACUUGGGCGGCGUGCCCAACGUCCAGGAAGGUCUCAUAGUCCAACAGAACUUCUCGGGUUGCUUGGAGAACCUCUAUUUGAACUCGACCAAUUUUAUAAGAACCAUGAAGGAAAGCUAUGAGCUGGGAGAGGCGUAUCUGUAUAACAAGGUCAACACAAUCUAUGCCUGCCCCUCGCCGCCCAUUUAUCCCGUUACGUUCACGACUCGCGGCUCGUAUGUUCGACUGAAGGGCUAUGAGAACUCGCAGCGCCUGAAUGUUUCGUUCUACUUCCGCACGUACGAGGAGAGCGGAGUGAUGCUACAUCACGACUUUUACUCUGGCGGCUACAUCAAAGUCUUUCUGGAAUUUGGCAAGGUUAAGAUUGAUCUCAAGGCCAAGGACAAGCCUCGCAUCAUCCUGGACAACUACGACGAGCAGUUCAACGAUGGCAAAUGGCAUUCGUUUGUGCUAUCCAUUGAGCGCAAUCGCCUGAUCCUCAACAUCGAUCAACGCCCGAUGACAACGACCAAGAAUCUGCAGAUAGCCACUGGACGCUUGUAUUACAUAGCUGGCGGCAAGGAGAAGAAUGGCUUUGUGGGCUGCAUGCGGCUCAUCUCUGUGGAUGGCAACUACAAGCUGCCUCAGGACUGGGUGCAGGGCGAGGAGGUUUGCUGUGGCGAUGAGGUGGUUGUCGAUGCCUGUCAAAUGAUUGAUCGCUGCAACCCGAAUCCCUGCCAGCACAAGGGCAUCUGCCACCAGAACAGCAUGGAGUUCUUCUGCGAUUGCUCACAAACUGGAUAUGCGGGCGCCGUUUGCCAUACCUCCAACAAUCCAUUGUCCUGCCAGGCUUUGAAGAAUGUGCAACAUGUGCAGCAGCGCGUCAACCUGAAUAUCGAUGUCGAUGGCAGCGGUCCUCUAGAGCCCUUCCCCGUUACCUGCGAGUUCUAUUCCGAUGGUCGCGUUAUUACCACACUGAGUCACAGUCAGGAGCAUACGACCACUGUUGAUGGCUUCCAGGAGCCUGGCUCCUUUGCGCAGUCCAUCAUGUACGAUGCCAAUCAGCUGCAAAUCGAAGCACUUCUCAAUCGCUCGCACAGCUGCUGGCAGCGUCUGAGCUACUCCUGUCGUUCCUCGCGUCUCUUCAACUCGCCUUCUGAACCUGGUAACUUCCGUCCCUUCUCCUGGUGGAUCUCACGUAACAAUCAGCCCAUGGAUUACUGGGCUGGCGCUCUGCCCGGUUCACGCAAGUGCGAGUGCGGCAUUUUGGGCAAAUGUCACGAUCCAACCAAGUGGUGCAACUGCGAUUCGAAUAGCUUGGAGUGGAUGGAGGAUGGCGGCGAUAUCCGGGAAAAGGAACAUCUUCCUGUGCGUGCGGUUAAGUUUGGAGACACUGGCACACCGCUGGAUGAGAAGCAUGGCCGCUACACACUGGGCCCCAUGCGCUGUGAGGGCGACGAUCUGUUCAGCAAUGUUGUUACAUUCCGCAUAGCCGAUGCUUCCAUUAAUUUGCCGCCCUUCGAUAUGGGUCAUUCGGGCGACAUUUACCUGGAAUUCCGUACCACACAGGAGAACGCAGUGCUAUUCCAUGCCACUGGCCCCACCGACUACAUCAAGCUAAGCCUGAUUGGCGGCAACAAGUUGCAAUUCCAGUAUCAAGCAGGUAGCGGUCCACUGGGCGUCAACGUAGGCACCAGCUACCAUCUGAACGACAACAACUGGCACACGGUGAGCGUGGAGCGCAACAGAAAGGAAGCUCGUCUAGUUGUUGAUGGCUCCAUAAAGGCCGAAGUGCGCGAGCCACCAGGCCCCGUGCGUGCUCUUCACCUGACCUCGGACCUGGUGAUUGGCUCCACAACUGAGUAUCGUGAUGGCUACGUGGGCUGCAUACGUGCGCUCCUACUCAAUGGCAAGAUGGUUGACUUGAAGCAGUACUCGAUGCGCGGUCUCUAUGGCAUUAGCACUGGCUGCGUGGGUCGCUGUGAAUCCAGUCCGUGCCUCAACAACGGCACCUGCAUUGAGCGCUACGAUGGCUACAGCUGUGAUUGCCGCUGGAGUGCAUUCAAGGGACCCAUUUGCGCAGAUGAGAUUGGCGUCAAUUUGCGUUCCAGUUCCAUUAUUCGCUACGAGUUCGAGGGCUCGUUCCGUUCCACAAUUGCUGAGAACAUUCGUGUGGGUUUCACAACCACCAUACCCAAGGGAUUCUUGCUCGGCUUCUCUUCGAAUUUGACUGGCGAAUAUCUGACUAUACAAAUUUCCAAUUCCGGUCAUUUGCGUUGCGUCUUUGACUUUGGCUUUGAACGUCAGGAAAUCAUAUUCCCCAAGAAGCAUUUCGGCUUGGGUCAGUAUCAUGACGUGCGCUUUAUGCGUAGGAACAGUGGCUCGACGGUGGUGCUGCAUGUGGAUAACUACGAGCCCGUGGAGUAUCACUUCGAUAUCAAGGAGUCAGCGGAUGCACAGUUCAAUAACAUUCAGUACAUGUACAUUGGCAAAAACACUUCCAUGACCGACGGAUUUGUUGGCUGCGUAUCGCGUGUGCAGUUCGAUGAUAUUUAUCCACUGAAACUGAUGUUCCAGCAGAAUCCGCCCAAUAACGUCAAAUCGCUUGGCACUCAAUUAACUGAAGACUUUUGCGGCGUCGAGCCGGUGACGCAUCCGCCCAUUGAAAUUGAGACCAGACCGCCACCGCUGGUGGAUGAGGAGAAGUUGCGCAAGGCUUACAAUGAAGUGAACGCUGUGCUGCUGGCAUUCCUGCUCGUCAUCCUCUUCCUAUUGCUGCUCUUGAUGUUCUUCCUUAUUGGUCGCUAUUUGCAUCGGCACAAGGGCGAUUAUCUGACGCACGAGGAUCAGGGCGCCGAUGGUGCCGAUGAUCCGGAUGAUGCUGUACUGCACUCAACCACUGGCCAUCAGGUCAGAAAGCGUACAGAGAUUUUCAUCUAACAACAGACAGUGAAGCAGUAAUCUCUGAAAAUCAAUCGCCUUAAA
Drosophila arizonae is the source of this 4209-nucleotide messenger RNA. It is a transcript of the gene Nrx-IV, whose product is annotated as neurexin-4. Lineage: Eukaryota; Metazoa; Arthropoda; Insecta; Diptera; Drosophilidae. The record is from RefSeq and is a predicted model, not a curated record.